Molecule: messenger RNA, 6631 nt
Organism: Chelmon rostratus (copperband butterflyfish)
Lineage: Eukaryota; Metazoa; Chordata; Actinopteri; Chaetodontiformes; Chaetodontidae
Gene: trim71
Product: tripartite motif containing 71, E3 ubiquitin protein ligase
Exons: 7
Coding region: 201-2693 (830 amino acids)
Biological process (GO): proteasome-mediated ubiquitin-dependent protein catabolic process; protein polyubiquitination
Molecular function (GO): protein binding; zinc ion binding; ubiquitin protein ligase activity
Source: RefSeq, a predicted model, not a curated record
GUUAUAUAAUACAGAGGAAAAUCUGUAAGUCGAUGAGCACCGUUUUCACUGUUGAAACUGACUUUAAUACCUCAUGAAUCUACCUCAAAUACAACUUUGUUUUCUACACAACACAGUGAGCCGAUGUGUCCAUUAAUCAAUACCUCAGCCACAUUGCUGCGCCUGUUGUGAACCAAGCCUGUGUUUCGGUAACGCUAGAGAUGGCUUCGUUUCCAGAGUCGGACCUGCAGACUUGCCCGCUCUGCAAGGAGCUGUGCGGCUCCUCUGCUCCUAUUUCCUCCAGCUCUUCUACCUCCUCAUCUUCCUCACAUACCUCGUCCUCCUCCAGCCAGACCACCAGGAGGCUCCACGUCCUGCCGUGUCUCCAUGCCUUCUGCAGGCAGUGCCUAGAGGGCCAGCGCAGUCCCGGGGACCCGCUGAAGCUGCGGUGCCCCACCUGUGACCAGAAGGUGUCCAUCUCUGAGGCUGGGGUAGACUCCCUGCCUUCCUCCAACUUCCUCUUCAGCAACCUGCUGGACGUGGUGGUGAGCUCAGAGGAGCAGAUCCAAAACAAGAAUGGCCACCACCACCGGGGAGGUUUAGGUGGAGGCUCCUCCAGCUUCCAUCACCCUCACGCAGGCCUGCUGCACCCCCACAACCUGGGAGAGCCUCAGUGCAGCUCCUGCGACGAGGAGAACCCAGCCACCUCCCACUGCCUUGACUGCCAGGAGUAUCUGUGUGACAACUGUGUGCGGGCACACCAGCGGGUGCGGCUGACCAAGGACCACUUCAUCGAGUGCUUGGCAGACAGUCUCCACCUGGGCCGGGUCAACGCCAACAGCAACUCAGGCCAGCCAGGGGUGCCGGUGUCCCUUGCGCAGUCCCUGCAGAACAACUUUGCCCUGCUGUCCCUCUUCCAGGAUCGCAUGAGCUACUGCCAACACCAUGACAAUGAGGUAUUCCUGUUCUUCUGUGAAACCUGCUCAGUGCCUAUCUGCAGAGAGUGCAGUGUGGGCCGUCAUAUUGGCCACACCUUCGUUUAUCUGCAAGAUGCCGUACAGGACUGCAGGGCCAUCACCAUACAGCUGCUGACAGAUGCACAGCAGGGACGACAGGCCGUGCAGCUAAGCAUGGAGAAGGUUCAGGCCAUGGCAGAGCAGGUGGAAAUCAAAGCCAAGGUGGUGCAGACUGAAGUGAAGGCCCUCGUCCUCAGACACAAGAAAGCACUUGAGGAGAGGGAGUGUGAACUACUGUGGAAGGUGGAGAAGAUCCGUCAGGUGAAGGCCAAGUCUCUGUACCUGCAGGUGGAGAAACUGCACCAGAGUCUGACCAAGCUGGACAGCACCAUCGCUGCUGUCAGCCAGGUGCUAGAUGAGGGCCGCCACCUCGAUGUGCUGCUGGCCAGGGAGCGAAUGCUCACUCAGAUCCAUGAACUCAAGGCUCUGAGGGGCCUGCUGCAGCCACAAGAGGAUGAUCGCUUCAUGUUCACUCCUCCAGACCAGGCUCUGUACAUAGCCAUCCAGUCCAUGGGCCUCAUAAGCAGCGGAGCCUUUGCCCCAGUCACCAAAGCCCAUGGUGAGGGUCUAAAAAGUGCGCUUCGUGGAAAGCCCGCCUCUUUCACCGUGAUUGGAUAUGACCACGAUGGUGAGCCACGUCUUUCCGGCGGGGACACAGUGUCAGCAAUAGUCAUGUCAGUCACAGAUGGUAACCUGUCUGCAGUGGAGGUAACGGACCACCAGAAUGGCUCGUACACUGUCAGCUACCUACCCAAAUGUGAGGGGGAGCACCUUGUGUCAGUUUUGGUGUGUAACCAGCACAUCCAGGGCAGCCCCUUCAAGGUAAUUGUGAAGUCAGGGCGAAGCUAUGGCUCCCUGGGCUCCCAAGUGUCAUCCUUCGGGUGCGAGGGCGAGGGAGAUGGUCAGCUGUGUCGUCCUUGGGGCAUCAGCGUGGACAAGGAAGGAUACGUGGUGGUGGCCGAUCGCAGCAACAACCGCAUACAGAUAUUCAAGCCUUGUGGUGCCUUCCACCAUAAGUUUGGCUCUCUGGGAUCCCGGCCUGGUCAGUUUGAUCGUCCCGCAGGGGUUGCAUGUGACAGUCAGAGGCGAAUCAUUGUGGCUGAUAAGGACAAUCACCGAGUGCAGGUGUUUACUUUUGAGGGCCAGUUCCUGCUGAAGUUUGGGGAAAAGGGUACCAAGAACGGGCAGUUUAACUAUCCGUGGGAUGUGGCUGUCAACUCUGAGGGUAAGAUCCUGGUCUCAGACACCAGGAACCACCGGGUACAGCUCUUUGCCCCUGACGGUUCUUUCCUCAACAAGUACGGCUUUGAAGGGGCCCUUUGGAAACACUUUGACUCUCCCAGAGGAGUGGCCUUUAACCACGAAGACCACCUGGUGGUGACCGACUUCAACAACCACCGGCUCCUGGUCAUCCGGCCAGACUGCCAGUCAGCUCGCUUUCUGGGCUCUGAGGGCACCGGGAACGGGCAGUUUCUACGCCCGCAGGGCGUUGCUGUGGACCAGGAGAACCGCAUCAUCGUGGCAGACUCCCGCAACCACCGGGUCCAAGUGUUCGAGCCCAAUGGAAACUUCUUAUGCAAAUUUGGCACACAGGGAAGUGGCUUUGGACAGAUGGAUCGCCCCUCCGGUGUGGCUGUGACGCCUGACGGAGUCAUUGUGGUCGUUGACUUUGGAAAUAAUCGCAUUCUCAAGUUCUAAAAAAUGUUUAUUUUUACAUUCUCUCCCUCCGUUAGUCCUUUUGCAUUUUUUUUUGAUGAAGGAAAUGGAGUAGAGAGAAUGAAUCAACAGACACAACAGGAGGAGAGCUCAGAGAGGAUUGAGAGCAUGUUGAAAUGAAGGGAAAUUAAAACUGUAUUUUUAUUUUUCAUUUGCAUUGAUAUUCUCCCAAUCAGAAAUCUGUGGUAUGUAUGACAAAGGGGACCUCUACAAAUUGAUAAUCAGUAGAAAAAGAGCCAUAUUUCCCUCCCUCAGUCUCAGCUCUGAAUUCUCUCUGGAAGCUCUCCUUAAUUAUCCAUCUCAGGGAAUUUCUCACUUUUCUUGAAAUCUUGUACCCUCUGCUCCAUACCUACCUCAUUUAGCUCUUUAUGAAUGUACUCAUACUCACUGAGCAGGGGUUUUAGUCCGUGAAGUUUUACAAAGAAGAAAAGUCUACCUCUAUACUUUGUUAUUUAAUAGAGACAAAAAGAAUAGACUGUUCAGUUAAUAUUUGCACAGGAUUAAUGGAAUUCUUGCUGUGCAUUUUGAAAUAUGAGUUAAAGUGAACCUCCUGAAUGUUGUUGCUGAGACAAUACUCAGACCGCUGUAGAGGCUGCAUGAUUUAUUCUCGUUAGUGGGUUUCGCUUUAAGAGGAAACUAGGGUACAGUAGUGUCCUUUUCAUGUUGUUAGGCUACUUAGUUUUUUUGCUUAUGCAUCGACGCUUAUCUCUCUGUGGCUUUGUGAAGUUUGUAGUGUCAUGAUAGCCUGAAAAGAGUGCACCAAGCGAUGCCAAACAUGAUAGAAUCAAACUUAGCCCAGAUCACAAUAGGACUAAUUAAAAUGACCAGUACUUUUCGAGCUCUCCCUCUAGAUUUACGAGCUAAUGCUGAUUUGAUGAAUUCAUUGACAAGUAUAAUGACAAGUAUAAUAUAGAGUUGAGGAAAUGAUCUCAAAAAUAUCCCUGAUAUGAGCCCCAAAAUAAGCCCUGUUUGAUUAUCCAUAUCCCCCCCACCCACACCCCCACCCCAAUCAUGCCACGUAAGUCUGGAUGAAGUAAUGUCUCUGAUAAAAUAAGACAACCUGUGUCGUUACUAUCCAGUUAGUUGCAUGAACAACUCGAUUAGAAUGCAAGGAGAGCUGCGUCUCCUUCAAAAGGGAGGACCCACCAAAGGAUUUUGGAGAUGGAUUUUCCAAGAUCAAGAUCGAUUGGUGAUGUUAAUGUAGAUUUAAUCAUAUAAUUAAAUGACACCUUUUUGGAGAGGCAUGCUGUGUAACAAAAGCCUCACAAGUAGACCCCUUAUUCGGCUGUCCAGAGGACAUUAAUGACAUCAAAUGAAAGACCUACCAUUACAAUCCUUUGGAUUUAAAUUGUGGUUGAAAGCCACUCCCAUGGCUCCUUGGGCCUAGGAUUUAGUCCAGUCCAAUGAGAGGGCGUGAUCAGAAAGCCCUGCCCUAUUUAUUGAUCCUUGGAGUUGAGGAGACCUCUCCAGAUUGAGCACGAGUAGACCGAUUCCUCUAAUGAUGGAGGUCUAUAGACCAGCUACUGGAGUCAACCAAAGUUAGAAUUUCUGCACAAUGGCCAACUUUAGAUUUGGCAAUGAAAGAAACUAAAACUCCCCUUUACAACAUUAUCUUAAAUAAUUUUGCUGGGAAGACUAAAGUUGAUAAAACUCAUGGAGUUGAGUUCAUAGCACUGUCCAUGUUAGGCUUAGAAGAAUGAGGUGUGCUUGGGGCACAGUUUAUUGUGCUUGAGUACUUCACAUCCUGCUAACACCAAGACCCUUGUUGUGUGAGACAGGUUUUGAAAGAAAAUCAUUUUCGUCUGUCUGCGGAGAUGUUUGUGUAGACAACAGAAGAUACCUGCACCAAAGAGACCCCCUUUCUCGCCCUCGCAUUUAUUGCCUCAGACCAUCAAAUGAUGCCCCAGUUUUAUCAUUAUUAGAUGGCCCAUAGUUUCAAAGUAGCAUCUCAGAUUAGCCUUUGUAUCCCACUCUAAUUACCAUUGAAACUAACUGACACUAACCCUUAGUGAUGAAAGCAUUGUGUGGUUUUAAUACCCCUUGUCCAGUUUCUUCGUUUCCUUGUUCAAUCUGUGUCCCACUGGAAGCACUAGACAAUUAAGGUUCAGUUAGCCACUUCCUUAGCCUAGCAAAGAGUCUUGGGACCUAUGAAAAGAUUCUCCGACUGACUCUGACCUCUCAGGAGGAGGCCUGUCUGCACAUCUGUCAUAUCUCAGACAUCCUGGACCUCAACGGUCAUUUUACCUCUUUUUUUAAGUACCUCAACUUCUGAAUACCUCAAAUAUGUCACUCAUUGCUACUGUGCAUUUAAACAUCCAAAUACCUCAACUUGUUACUCAUUCUGAAUAACUCAUUUUUACUCUAUUAUUUAAGCAUACCUCAUCAGAUAUUUAUGCAUUACAAAUAUACCUCAUAAAUCUUGUGUUACAGUACAGUACACGUCCCAAUAGCUCUAGGACCAAAGAUCAUGGUACUGUUUUGAGUUGAAAUGAAAUUUGCAUUGUGGUCAUCGCUCCAUCUUCCAACCCUCUACUGUAAAUUGCCUGGUAGUUUAUGCCUUUUAUCAUCAAGAAACCAAAUAUUUCAGAUGAAAGCAUUGUGCCAAAAUGAUCUGUGAGAGUUCUGUGCCAAACAGGGUUGGCAUUCGGACCACGCUGUUGUAGACGACAAAUGUCACUGGACCAUUACAUCAUAGAUGCAAAUGUUAAAUCAGAGCACCUGAGAAUAAAUCCUCGCUCUCUGACUGGAUGCACUUAAGAGGGCUGGGCCCCAUUUAUCUUUACCUCAUGAUGAUGAUGAUGAUGAUGACGACGAUGAUGAUGAUGAACAUGCAGAUUCCACUUGUACAUUGUUACUGUGCGCAAGGGGUGAGGGAAAGAGGACCUGGCCUCUUAAAGAGUUAGGAAGAUCUUUACAAAUUCGCUUUUAAAUGCACAAGAAUUACCUCUAAUUUCAGCACAAUUUACCAAUAUUUCAGUGUGUAUUUAAGGAUGCUUGAUGUUGGUUGUGGACAACCUGAGGCAAGUCUAAACUCAACCAUUCUGAAUGUGUUCAGACAAACACAUCAGAGGAUUACGCCCAGCGGGUGACAACAGGCUUUUAAGUGGGCCUAUUAGCACAUUGAUGGCAAGCCAGUCUGACUCCACACACCCUGCUGCUUUGAACCCAAUACCUGGUUUCACCAAUAAGAUUGCUUUUUUGCUUUUCAGUAUUACUCUGUGAAAUGUUCAUUCAUGUUGCAUCCACUUUCAAGAUUGCAGAAUCCUAUCUUUAAGAUCCUUAGGUCUUCACUCUUAAAGAGGUUAAGUGUAUUUUAAACCUUUAUUUGUUUUUCAUUUUGUUGCAUGCUUUAAAAAGUCCUUGUAUAAUAAUGGCGUCUGUCAGAUAGGUGUUGCAAAACUCAGAUGGGGGCUGAAUAUUGGGAUGGUUUUUACCAAAAUAUAUACCCAAAGAUGUGUAUGUGUGUUAGGAUUGCGUUGGAUGGAAUUAACCUUUGACCUUUGCGAUUGUAUUUCCUGUUCUCACGAGGCUCUGCAGAGCACAACCUGUUCAGCCUGCCAUACCUUGAUUCCUGAAAAAAAAAAUAGAGGCAGAGUUUUCACAUGAAUGCAGGAGGCUGGUGCUUUUCUGUAGCUCGCUAUAAUAUGCAUAAUAUGAGUGGACAUUAUCGUCCUUUCACGCUCAAGCCCUGUAAUGUCAGGAAGUUGUAAAACCUCCUGCUGACUGUAGAUUAACCUUACCAACGAUGAUGAAUCCAUUUUGUGUUUGACCUAGUGAUGGGAACUCUCUAUCACUGUCAUGUGAGGAGCAGCUAGGUUUCUCCAGCACAAACUAGCAAUCGGCUCCCUUCCUUGGCUUUUUAAGAUUCCAGGAAGUGUGGUGAUGGUUGCCGAGCAAGGGAUUGGUUGACUGCACUCCUG